CUCCCUCCCUCCCUCUCUCGGCAUCCCCAUCCCCCAUUCCGCGGUGUUCCGAACGCCGCUGCAAGCUCCAAAUCGCUGUAGUGAGAAACUAGAGCACCGACACCGUUUACAUUGCCAGUGCCAGCGAGUUUGAAGAUACCUGAACAAAAUAAGGAAUUUAGAGAGCCACACUUGUCAAUCAGACAUUGAUUUGCAUAUCCACUCCCACCUCUUCCUCAUUUGCAUACAGCGAGAAUGGCGAGCGGGCACCCCACUGACAAAUACAGUUUCAUGUACCAACCAGACACGCACAAGAGUAAGAACAGAUUAUCCAGCAGUAUGAAUCCUGUCUACAGUCCUGUUCAGCCUGGAGCUCCCUACGGUAACCCCAAGAACAUGGCCUACACAGGCUACCCAGGAGGUUACCCCACUGCUGCUCCCACCUACACACCCAACCUCUACCAAACGGGUAGUCCAGGGUACCCACCGGGAUACACAACAGCGGGUACUCCGUAUAAAGUGCCCCCCACCCAGACGAACGGAGCUCCCCCACCCUACUCCCCCUCCCCCAACCCCUACCAAACAGCCAUGUACCCCAUCAGAAGUGCCUACCCCCAGCAGAGCAUGCAGAACCUGCAGAGCAUGCAGAACCUGCAGAACUUAUAUGCACAGGCAGCAGCGUAUUAUGGCCAGCCAGUGUAUGCGGCCCAGCCCUAUGCGUAUUACACCCAGCCUGUGUAUGCUGCUCAGCCUCAGCCACAUGUAAUCCACCACACCACAGUGGUUCAGCCAAACAGCAUGCCCUCAGCCCUCUACCCCGCCCCGGUCCAAGCCCCUAGAAACAACGGAAUGGCUGCCAUGGGGAUGGUUGCCGGGACCACCAUGGCUAUGAGUGCAGGAACCCUGUUGACCACGCCUCAGCACGCUCAGCUGGGUGCUCACCAACACGUCACCAUGCCACAGUACCGGCCCCAGGGCACACCUGGUUACAGCUAUGUCCCUCCCCACUGGUAGACACCGCCCCCAAGAGAUCUGGAGUCCAACGUAUGCAACUACUCCAGUCUUACACGGGCUUCUUAUGGUCACCACGGCAACCUCACAUCUGUCUGCAACAACAAAACUAAAGAGCAACGGACACUUGCUGCAUUCUGUAGUGUUUUAUAAAAGCUGCUUUUUUUUAUUCUUUUUUUACUCAACGAUUCUUUUCUUCUCCUUUGAUUUGCCAAUAUGUCAUUGCAUUGUUUUCUUUUGUUUGUUUUAUUUAUUUUUUUUUUCUAUUUUUUUUUUUACAUCAUUUCAAUUUUUCCAUUGUCAUUGGAACUCCAGAGUGAUUGACCAAUCAUGGGUGUCUGUUGCUCUGCUUGUGGUCCGUGUUCUGUUGGUGUGUUCCAGUUCCAAUGGUGGGAAUGUACUGGACACUUCCUCCACCACCUUCAUCAUCACGCCAUCAUCAAUUUAUGCUGCCAAAUUUUCUACCGAUUAGAUGUCAGCACAGGGUUUUGAUUUCAUUCAUUUCUAUUUGUUUUAAUCCCUUCAUUUUCCUUUCCAACAAAGCACUGUCUUGGAACAGCAUACCUCUUGUUUUUCUCUUUGUUAAUAUCCUCUGUUCUACUUCUCCUUCUGAUCUUCAGUUCAUCUUCCACUUCUGAUAACAAGGGUUGUCUUCCAGCUUCUAGCUGUUUCUUAGAUCCGCUAUCUGACUGGAUCCGCUGCCUGACUAGAUCUGUAACGACUAGAUCUGCUGUGUGGCUGUAAAGACAUGGUAUGCAUCAUCACAAGGUCACAGUACUUACCAGUUACUGAAUUCAUCUCAAGAUAGAGGCCAUUUAUCAUUUAGCUUAAACUGAUAAAUUAUCAAAUGUGAAUAUAUUUAUAUAGCUGUGUGUACAGGAUGUGUGGUCAUGCACACAGUCACCCACAUACAUACACACAUA
Molecule: messenger RNA, 1913 nt
Organism: Salmo salar (Atlantic salmon)
Lineage: Eukaryota; Metazoa; Chordata; Actinopteri; Salmoniformes; Salmonidae
Product: myelin-associated neurite-outgrowth inhibitor
Source: RefSeq, a predicted model, not a curated record